AUGGUCUCCUUUAUAGGGUUUAUUGUCAUUUAUGUGCUUGGAGGCGUUACAUUUCUGCCCUUCAUUGCACUAGCCGCGUUCAUCUACAUCAAAGGCGGCAUUGAACCUCUCCUGCCCAAAGCCAAACCAAAGGAACCCAUUCACAUAGCAACCAAAGACGACGAUGUUAUUGUCAAGAAAGGCUGGAUUCGACUCACCAACCAGUAUCAACCCAAAAUGCCCGAAGUAAAUUCGGGAAAUGGCAUUAUAUCUGGCAUCCAGUCCUAUGUAAGUGGAAGCAGUAACAGCAACGCAAAUCUCAAAAAGGGUCUGGUGUACGCUUUGUUGAAGCACGGUACCUUGUUCUGCUAUGAAUCAGAAAAGCAACAGAACCUGGUGAUGAUACUGCCAAUGCAAGACUUUCAAGUGUCAUUGUAUCCUCCUAAUCCUGAAGACAAGCCUGAAGGUGAAAUCUAUAAUCGUACGUCGGUAAUACGUUUGGUGCCUAGUGCUAUCAAGGAUGACAUAACGUUGACAUCAAAGAAUGUGUCUGUUUGCACAUUGCCUGAAGACGACAUCACAUGCUAUCCUACGCGUGUGCUCUAUCUGACGUGUGGACGCAACAUUGACAAGGAGGAUUGGUAUUUCGGAUUAUUGGACGCGCAUCAGCUCUUGCAAGAUCAGCCUCCUGAUGGGCCCCAGUAUGUAAUGAUGGAUAACACCCGCUUUGACCAAGAUGCGUUGGAGGAACUGAUCCGCCAAGUGCAAUCGACGCCUAGCCAUCGUGAAACUGCGUGGAUCAAUGCUGUAUUUGGACGCCUCUUUUUGGGAAUGUACAAAACGGACCGACUCAAGCAUUUUAUGGAAAUGAAGAUCAGAAGAAAGAUUGACAAGACGAAGCGACCUACGUUUUUGGAUGAAAUUCAUGUGCGCAGUGUCGAUGUGGGCGCCUCUGUGCCUUUUAUUACAGAUCCCAAAUUGCUCUCAUUGUCAACAGAAGGCGAAGUGAUUGUGGAGGCCAAGGUUGAAUACGCAGGUGGACUGACAAUUGAAAUUGAGACAGACUUCAACUGGUCGUACUCGUCUCGUAUGAAGCCUAUUCGCAUGAAUCUGAUUUUAGCAGUGAAAUUAAACCGACUGGCUGGCAGAAUGAUGUUUAAAUUGAAGGCACCUCCUACGAAUCGUUAUUGGCUAGCCUUUUUUGAAAUGCCUGAAAUGGAUUGGAAGAUUACACCAGUUGUCGCUGACAAGCAGAUUAAAUUAAAUAUUGUAACCAACGCUAUUGAGUCUAGAAUUCGCGAGGUAAUGGCAGAAACGUUUGUUCUGCCCAACAUGGACGACACUUCAUUCUGUCCUUCUGGUGGCAAAGGCGGUAUCUUUGGUGAAUAUGUCAAGGUGCAAGUGCAAAAGAAGAAGCCUUCCGAGCCCUCCUAUGUUGCUGACGACAACGAGGCUAUCACGCAUGAGAGGCCUUCCUCGGUACAUUCAAGUGCAUCUUCAUCCAGCUCUACCAGCAACAAGAUUCAAACUUCUGAAGCUGUUCGGGAAACACCGACUGUGCCUGAUGCGGAUGAGAAACCCACUGCUGCUGACAUGUUGAAGCUCAAGAACCGUCGUGCUGAAUCCGCUGCUGAAAUGGCGCCUAAUGGAAGACCUGCCUUUGGUGAAUUGGCACCGUUGCGCAAAUUGGAGUUAUCUCAAUCCACGCCUAACAUGCAACAGCCUCCUACCAAAACGAAAUUUCAGCAAGAGGAUGCUGCUUCAGUCAAGUCUGUGGAUAGAAACUCCAUUACAGAUCCCAUCAUAUCAGCAUCCAGCACAAGCACCAAAUGGUCCAAGAACGCAUUGAGAAAGAGGGUAAUGAAGUAUGGUGAUGAUGGCGAUGACAGUGAUUCAGAAAGCGUUGCUUCAGUCAAGACUAAUAGUACAGGUGGCAGCGGCUUGCUUAACAAAAUUAGCAACUUAUUACCCAUUGAUAACAACAAUAAGGAAAAUGGGUCAGAUGCCUUCUCAGUUCGCUCGGGAAACCAUCAUCAGACAUCUUCAACCAGCAGCAGUAAAGACGGCAGCAAAAAGAACGCUUUGAUCAACAUGGCAGAGAGCUUUUUGCACAAAAAGAACAGCCAUGAUGACGAUAUCUACAAGCCAGCAAGCGAAGAAAAGAAGGAGCUUUAUGCUGAGAGAAUGGCAAACAUGCGCAGGCGUGCAGAGGAAAGGCGUCUAUCGGGGUCUUCUGCUAGCAGUGGUCGAUCCAUCCCUCCUCCGUCUUCAUCUGCCUAUACGUCCGCUCCCGUCUUUAAAGAUCUGCCUGAUGCUCCCACCGUCACAACAGCAAAGUCAGUAAUCGCUGACAAGACGAGCGAUCAUGAUUAUUCAGCAGCAGCAGCACCACCACCACCACCGAUCAAGCCUCGUCGUACUAGAGCCGCCUCUGCUGCUCAAAAUAAUUCUGAUGUACCUGACAGUAUGCAAAAGCAACAUCCUCCUCUUCCACCACGUCGCAACUCGACACCAGCUCCCAUGACUGACGAUGUAACCGCUACCUCGCCUGCAGUCUCUGAACAAGUGGCAGAUUCAGCCGAUUCCGAACAGAUCAGCAAUCCAAACGCUCCCAGUUCUGGCCAAGAAUUUGCCCCUCCUUCUUUAGUAGUAAAAGAACCUGCCGUACAGGUUGAUUCUAUGCCUACUUUGCCUCAACAGCCACAUCUUGCACCUGCAAUCCCUGAUAAACCUAGACCUGUCUCGUCAACAGUACACAAUGAGAAUACUCAUUCACCACCCCCGUUACCUACAACCCCUCGACCUAAACUAUCCCCAAGAUUAGACGAAGCAAAGCCUGCAUUACCCAAUGUACCUAGACCUGUCCCCCCUACCUAUGAAAAAGUGGAGGUAGAAGAACACGAGGAAGCCGCUUUAAAUGCUGCUUUAUCACCAUCAUCGCCGCCACCACCGCCACCAAGACGUCAUUAA
This is a messenger RNA of Mucor velutinosus, 2949 nucleotides long. RefSeq lists its product as uncharacterized. The transcript has a single exon. The record is from RefSeq and is a predicted model, not a curated record. Gene Ontology annotation, cellular component: endoplasmic reticulum. Lineage: Eukaryota; Fungi; Mucoromycota; Mucoromycetes; Mucorales; Mucoraceae. Gene Ontology annotation, molecular function: lipid binding. The coding region runs from base 1 to 2949 and encodes 982 amino acids.